Polistes canadensis is the source of this 2564-nucleotide messenger RNA. RefSeq names its product nucleoporin GLE1 (gene Gle1). The transcript is spliced from 9 exons. Lineage: Eukaryota; Metazoa; Arthropoda; Insecta; Hymenoptera; Vespidae. The record is from RefSeq and is a predicted model, not a curated record. Bases 249 to 2492 code for a protein of 747 amino acids. Gene Ontology annotation, biological process: regulation of translational initiation; poly(A)+ mRNA export from nucleus; regulation of translational termination. Gene Ontology annotation, cellular component: nuclear pore cytoplasmic filaments; nuclear pore; cytoplasm. Gene Ontology annotation, molecular function: inositol hexakisphosphate binding; translation initiation factor binding; phospholipid binding.
CUGAUUUCUUCGAUAAACUCGAAAAUAUUUUGGAAUGCGUCCUUUGAGGUUGUAUUUCUGGUGUUAGAGAUGCAGUGAAAAAACGUAAAUAAAAUUUCAAUCUUUUGUAAAGAUGUCCAAAUCGUGUGUGUAAGGGUUAUUGAAAUAUCUAUGCAUUGAUUUAUUUCAAUAUAAAUUUCAUCAGCAGUAAAUUGUUCAAACAGAAAUUUAAGGAUUUUUAAGGAUUAUUUCAAUCAAUUAUAAUAAUAAUGGCACACUCCAUCAAAAAUAAAAAAAUCAUGGGAACUGAUAUGAAAGACAUUACUGCAGAUUUUGCUUGUCUUAAAGUAUCUGCUUUAGGAAAAGCUUUACGUAUAUCCGGUGAAAUAAACCGAAUUACAAUUGGUCCUAAUUCAGUAUCAAAUCAAGAUGAACAAAAAAAAUUAGAAAAUAUUGAAAAUGAAAAAAAUACGUGCAAUGUUAAUAAAUCACCUCGAAAACCUAUUGACGAAUGUAACAGCAAGAAUUUAACAACACGUAAUGGUAUUACGUUUUCAAUAAGAAAAAUAUUACACGAAGAGGAGUUACAAAGAAGAGAGAAAGUUAUGAAAGAAGUACACCGUAAAUGGCAACACAUGGCAGACAAUGGUAUAGCUAUACAGAAACAUAUUUCUGUUUCACUUUCAAAUAUGGUUAAAGAAAGAGAGCGCAAAAGUGCACAGAAGUACGCUGAUAUAUUAGCAGAGGAAGAACGUCUAGCAGAACAGGAAGAAAUAAGAAGAAAACACGAACAACAGUUAAACGCUCAAAGAGUUCAAGAACAUAACGAAAAGAUGAAACGAGAUAUAGAAGAAUAUAAGAGGAAAAUGCAGGAAAAGGAAGAUUUGAUUACAAAGAUAUUGAUACUUAGACAGGAAUUUGCAAUGAAAUAUUAUGAUAUUAUAAUGCUUUCGAGAAAUUGUAAGGAUAAAACUAUUCUAAGCAAUUUUUCCACCACGCAUUCGGUCGUUUUAAGACAAUUGCAUCGACAAAUUGAGACAUUGGAUGGAAAAAUUCAGGUAAGAGAUUUGGUGCCCACAGAUCUCUAUAAUUUGGAAACAGCAAUACAACAGAUAAAAGAAAUUUCAUGCUUGUUAAAGGUAGCACUAGAUACUGCAGAUGUAAAGAAUGAAAUUCCUGAAUCUAGCACGGACGAAAAAAAUACAAAUUUAAAUCAGAAAGAACCAUCCAAAACAGAAGAAGUUGUAACAAUUUAUGAACCUCCAACUCCUGAACAAACUGAUUACGAUGUUGUAGACAAAAACAUAGACAACAAUCAAGUUCAAGACAUUGUUCCGGAAACCAUUCCAGAAUCCGUUCCAGAAACUGCUCAAGAAACUACUCAAGAACCUAUUCAUGAAUUUGUUUCUGAAAUCGUCCCAGAACAUGAUUCAGAAACUGUCCCAGAACAUGAUUCAGAAACUGUCCCAGAAGCAGCUGAAACAUUAGAAACAACUAGUAAUCAACAAGCUAAUUCUGAAGAUAAUUCAACUUUAAUGUCAACUGUAUCCUUACAAGAAAUAGAAGAUAAUUUAUAUAAAUAUGUGGAUAAAGAAUCAUUACAAAUUUACAAAGAAAGUCAAGAAUUUUUGGAAAAUUAUGCCAAAACUUAUGACGAGUUUUUAAGAUCACCAGAUACAAAAACAUUUAGAUUCGAAUGUCAAAAGGCAAUAAAUAUUCCUGUCAAUGCAAUUUCCGUUAUCAACGCCCAACAUCUUAAAGAUAAAUAUGAGAAAUUGCACAAUCUUCUUAUCGGAAAAUCAUCACCUAACGUAGAACAGCAUCCACAAGGAACUGCAUUUUGUAAAGACACUUUAGCGAAAAAAAUAGUGAGCCAAGGAGAAACACUGGUUUCGAGCAAACCAGAAAUGGCAUUCGCCAUAGCAGCUGUAACUGUAGCACUUUGGAACGAGCAUGCUGACUUUGGCGAACUACUUUUAGCGCACUUCCAUCAAAUUUGUCCUUUUACGGUACCAGUAUUCAUGCCAAAAAUAGAAGGACAAACUAACGAAGAAUAUUACAAAUCGUUAGGUUAUAAAUAUUCAGAAGAUGGUACUGUCGAGAAACAGGAUAAAUUUUUGAAAAGAAUGUCUGGAUUAAUGAGAUUAUAUAUUUCUAUAACGGUAACGUCGCAAAGAAAAGGAAUUACAAAAAGACACCCUCAUGGAUUACGAUAUGCAUGGAGGUGGCUCGCAGCUAUUUUGAAUAGGGAAUCUCAUCCAAACACGUUGGAACUUUGUGUCACUCUUAUUUUGGAUGUAUUAGAAGUUGCAGGAAAUUCUCUUUGCAAUGCUUAUGGCAAACAAUUUCGUAAAAUGUUAAUGUUAUUGGCUAACGACAUAUAUCCUCGUGUAAAAAACAUUGAUGGCAUAAGUGGUGGACCGUUGGUACGUUUAGAGGAAUUUUUAAAGAUAACGUUAGCCAGAGGUUUCAUACCACCUCCCAAUGGAUAUCUCCCUCAUAAUUUUUGGUAAAUUUAGUUCAUCAAUGAUAAAUCAUCUUGCGUAAUCAUUAUGCAUUGUGUCAUAAUUUAUACUAUUAAACAA